Messenger RNA from Nothoprocta perdicaria, 1906 nucleotides. RefSeq names its product WW domain binding protein 4 (gene WBP4). Gene Ontology annotation, biological process: mRNA splicing, via spliceosome. Gene Ontology annotation, molecular function: protein binding; zinc ion binding; RNA binding. Gene Ontology annotation, cellular component: nucleus; precatalytic spliceosome. The transcript has 10 exons. The record is from RefSeq and is a predicted model, not a curated record. Bases 1 to 1317 code for a protein of 438 amino acids. NCBI's taxonomy places the organism in Eukaryota, Metazoa, Chordata, Aves, Tinamiformes, Tinamidae.
AUGGAACUUAUUUCUGUUCAUUCUUCAGGAAUCAAYUACAACAUUGCAAUACCAAGUUGUGCUGUGUGGAACAUAAGGUUUUCUGGGGCUUUGUAUGUAAAAAGCUUUGGGUUUGAUGUUGGCUUAGGUUACACUUCUUUUUCUUUUUUCUUUUCCAGGGCGGAUUACUGGAAAUCUCAGCCAAAAAAGUUCUGCGACUACUGCAAGUGCUGGAUAGCAGACAACAGACCUAGCAUUGAAUUUCAUGAAAGAGGAAAGAAUCAUAAAGAAAAUGUGACAAAACGAAUCAGUGAGAUAAAAAAGAAAAGCUUGGAAAAAGCAAAAGAAGAAGAAAAUAUGUCAAAAGAAUUUGCAGCAAUGGAGGAAGCAGCAAUGMAGGCAUAUCAAGAGGAUUUGAAAAGGCUUGGAAUUAAGCCAGAUGAUGUAGGUCCCAGUUCGACACAGAGUAAAACAGAGGAAAAGAAAGGAAAGAAAGAGAAGAAAGAAAAAAAGGAAAAGAAGGAAAAGAAGAAAAAGAUGUCUCAAGAUACUUCAGGGCCACCAAAAGGUGAAAAGAAGGAGUGGGUACAAGGACUUUCCCCUGAGGGCUACACAUACUACUACAACACAACCACUGGAGAAUCACAGUGGGAGAAACCUAAAGGAUUCCAAGACAGCUCUCCAAAGUCUAAGACAACAGCAGAGUGGGUCGAAGGUGUUUCUGAAGAUGGUCAUACCUACUACUAUAACACACAAACAGGAGUAUCUACUUGGGAGAAACCUGCUGGUUUUGUUUCGUCUUCAAAUGAGAAGAGUCAACGUAACAAGCGUGCUGGAGACCGGGCAGAAACCGAUUCCAAAGCAUCUGAGUCGGACUCUGAGGAUGACAGCGGAAGUGAGGAUGAAAGUCCUGAAAGAAAUUUCAAGAGGAAAGGAGAUAAUGGUGAAGAAACAGAAGAAAAGAAAUCUCCCAAAGCUAAAACAUUAGGUGUAUGGCGAGAAGUUAAUCUAGAAGAGGAAAUGAAAAGGGAGACUACCUCAAUUUUCCAGGAAGCCUCCAGUGAUGCAUCUAAGACCACCAAACCUUAUGGAACCUGGAAAUCAAUUAAAACAGAGGAAGAAGACACGUGUGAAAAAGUGGACCUGGAGCUUCCUAGUGCAGAGGAUGACAAUGCAACAUCUCCAGCGUUGGAGGUUCCAGAAGAUGGAAAAGUGAUAUUUAAGGAGAAGACCGUCACCUCUCUUGGGGAUGUGUCAGAAGGGGUGCCAGUGUUUAAAAAGAGAAAAUUUGAAAAUGGAAAAUCUAGAAACUUAAGACAAAGACUAAGUGAUCAGUAAUAUUUAUCAAAUCAUUCUAGAUUCUGUUUAAGCUAGAGAGAAUCAAAAGUUUAAUAUUUUAAACAGGCUUUUAUAAAGAAGUUGGUUAGAAAUUAAGGAUUUAUAGCUGUUUAAACAUAUGUGAGUUGUAAUAUUUUUUUAAUUUUAUUUUGACGUGAUUGCUUUCAGAAUGGAAGUUUAUGCUAUAUUACUUACGCAGUAUUGUAAAUACUUCUAGUUUUUAUUUUAACCAUGACAUCUAUGUCCAAUUUACUCAGUUCAUGCUGUUUUAAAUGCAUUGUAUAAAGUAUUUUUUACUCCUUUUCUMAGUAUGUGAGAAGAAGGGUACAGAUCUUUCGUACAAGAAAUACCAGUAAAAGGCAGGUGCUGGAAAGCAGAACCAGCCCCCAAGAUUGUUUUUUUUGUGUAGAGUCCUUUCCAAGUUAAUGAGGAGAAAUAUUUUGCUUACAAACCUUYGGCUAAUCAGUUGCAAGACAGUAGGUGGUGACAGUUCCAGCUUCUCAAACAGAUAAUUUGAAGCUGUUUUUAGAUGAGUUGGUCACAUCAGUGUCAUACAUUUUGAAUGACAGCCAAAAAUAAAUUUCUUGUA